AUGGCGAGAUACACGGUUAACGUCGCAGCUGGAGGGCGUAGAGCGAGCUUACUCGUUGUACUUUCCCCAUCUCAGCUCUGCUCGGCCUUACACGACAGCGUUACCUCGCGCCUGCCAGCUCUGGGUCUCUCCGACGCGAACGGAGCUCAGAUGACUCUGCACCUGAACACAGAAGAUGGACCGAUGCUGGAUCUCGAGGAUCUCUUAUCUGAUGUCCUACCUAACGCCGAAGAGACUGUCUACGCAGUCGUCGAGCAACUGAAAGGCCUCGUUCAAGAACACUUGGGUUUCCCCACUGAGGAUGGCGACUGCCCUGAGCUAGAGUGCAACUGUAGCCUGGCUCGACAAAUCGACGACAAUGCCAUUCUCAACGUCAACGGAUCUGGGGACCACGACGCUCUCCAUACGGUCAUUCUCGUCCACUCAAACAACAUUGUGACCGCCAUCCCUGUCGGUGACAUCACCCUUAAUGCCAUCCAGCAAGCAACGAAGGAAUACAUGGAGCAUACGCAGAACCGAAGUCUGGCCAACAAGUAUGUGAACGUCGUUAAUGGCAUUGAGGAUACUAGCAUCCGGACCUCGGGAGACAGGAAAUUCCUCAAAGCUCCGGUCAUGGCCAUCUGCUCGAAGCAAUGCCAUUCCCAUCGUCAAGGUCGAGAGGAAGAUUCCGAAGAUUCCAAAGAUGACGAAGACCCUGCAGCCCAUCGAGAUCUAGUCGUCGACGUACACACAUCAGAGUGUCCAAUCGAGAUCACCGCACAUAACGCCAAUAUCACGAUUGAGGCGGCCGGAUUAGAAGAUUGCGCCGUCAAUGGUGUACUCAACAUCUACGCCGUACAACGAUGGACAAUGGGCCGCAAUGAGCGCGUCGAUCAAGGCAAAGCUGGCAUCUUCAAGGAGUCGGAAGCAUGGAAGCAUCAUGUUGGCCAGACUGACCGUGGAAUAGCCAGCAUGCUGUCUACAUUGCGCGUGUUCACUGAGCUCACCGCAAAUGGAAGCAUGGAGGACGAUCGACGAGACGCCGUGCUUCAUAUGGUCCAUCUCCUGACACAAUUCCCCCCCGCUAUCCGAGCUGCACAUAUCCUAAUGCGCGGCGAGACUCCUGGACUUCCGGAACGUGCUGCGCUGGCACAAUGUCUUUACGAGAUCUUGAAGAAUGUUGUCCCGCUGCAAACCAUCCGCUCCGAUCCAAAGCGGUUUUUUGAAGGAUCUCGUCUGCUAUUCGGUCUGAUAUUGGAGAAAGCCAAACAAAUGAAAAUCACUACUGAGGACGCCGGGCUACCGUAUAUUGGCAUGAAGGUUUACGACCUACGAAACUUGACCACGAUGCAGCCCGUACUGUCACAGCCGGUGCAGACAACAUCCGGUCUUGUCGAUGCGGGGUUCCACGAGGCUUUUGUCGAGCAAGGACUUCUGUGUUGGACGAAUGGCGACAGCUCGAAGCGAACCUCGACAGUCGACCAAACCUGGGACCGCAUUGCUAAAGUCUCUGGUGGUAUCAAGACCCAAGUCUUGGUGUUCAAUUCCGACGUCGUCAGGUCUAGCUCUCGCUAUGCGGACGAUGGUGACAUCAACAAGAUCAUUUCGCCUGCGGAGUACGUUGAUCUCACAUAUCUGGCCAAUCUCUGCAGCCGAAACCAACUGAGCGUCACACCGCCCGCCAAUCUAGCCUCUGCCUCUGCUCCUGUCUUGACUCUAGACAGAAAUGGCCUUCUUGCGGUAUACGUGGGUCGUGCCGGUUGUGCUGAGGCAGGGAGAGACAUUCUCCUGUUUCGACCAGGUUGUGCCGAAGAAGAAGAAGCCGUGGACGUUUCGAUCAUUACUCAGUUGCUAGAACCGAUUCUCAUCCAACGGAAGGCUGACGGGACCAUCGUCUUCGAGGCAUAUGGCGAUAAUCAUCGCAUGAUGACGGCACCGGACGAAGUGACUAUGAUCUGCGUCGACUUGAGCGCAAGCAUGAAAGACCGCUGUGGUUUCGACGACGUGCAAACAAGCGAGGAUGCCGACAUCGUGAUCCGGCGAGCGACACCGAUCACAGUAGCCGCUUCUCAAAUGCCACCAGUGGAGAACGAUGCUUUCGAGUUACCCGACGUCGAUGCACUGAAAGAGUACAUGAAGUCUCACGAAUCGUACACGGAUUUUCUGGCCAUCAUUGCCACGGGUAAGGAUGACUACCACCGCCGUCAGAACGCUGAGAAGGUGCUCGAGAUCCUCAAGCAAUUGGACGAUCAGCAAUUAGAAACGAAACAGACACAACUGGAAACUUUCAGGCAGCAAGCCAGUCAAUGGUAUUAUCGAACCGAAUUCGAAAUCACCGAUCGCGAGAUUAACGUUCUCAACAAUCGCUCCCUACGCUUGCAAAAGUAUAAGAGCCUGCUUUGUGCAUGGCUGAUUGUCUGCCUUGGUAAUGCGUCAGCGUCAGACCCCUUGAUGUGGAGGCCGGGCGGAGUCAUACCGAAGCUGUACAAGUCUCUUCCUCCAACAGACAGCCCCACAUUUGAAGUGCCGCGCGACUUUUCCUGUCCUAUCAGCAACGACGUGAUGCAAGACCCUGUGACUACCGUGGAUGGGUUCACAUACGAGAGGAAAGAGAUCGAAAGAUGCAAUGACCUACGACCCAACGUGCAGAAAAAAGAGCAAAUCGAUGCAUAUCUAAACGGUAAAGACAUCUUCGAAAAGUAUGCACAAUCGAGAAACAGAACAAGAGCCUCUUCGCGCACCACCCGCAUCGCCUUCAGAUCACCAAUUGAGACGCGCUCAAUGGAUGUCCCCCACAACCUGAAGGCGGUAGACCUAUGGGAACUUGCCUUCCGUUUGACCAAAGGCCGCUACACGAGCUAUGAGCUACAACAUCGAAAUGCUCGAGUUCAAGCUACCCAAGAACCUAUUACGGACAUGAUCAACACAGCUCAUGAGGUGUUCAUCACGCCUCUAGAACCGACGGUAUCAAACAAGAGCAGCGAUGUCCAAGAGCUGUGUCUCGUCAAGGUCUACCAUCACAGCGACUAUAAGAACAGCGUGGUGUCUUACUGGUUACCCAAACAGACAACAAACUCUAUAGCAUCCACGGUGUUCAAAUACUAUCGUCAGAGAUUCAUGAACCGCUCAUCAUGCCCUGUGGGGCCGCCUUUCUUCUUCUGGACGAACUUACAGAACACUGGAGACGGUCACCACACUGGUAGCACAGAGGAUCACUGGGAGCCGAUAUCACAGUUCUUCAACAACGACAGCUGUACCGGUAGAUUGGAGGAAGAGGAAAUGAUAGACGACUUCCUCAAUGACGAUAAUUCAGACGAUACUGGUCAUGAAGACACAGCACGGGGUAAUCACCCUUUGGUGUUCAAGAUAGGUCUGGGACGGCAGCCAGGCAACCGUAAAUCCAGGUACCGCAACACACUGAGCCGCUUGGACGUUUUGAAACAGAUGUUCGAUGCAUACGUAAAUCGUCUGCUCGCAUACAACUUCCGGACACAUCUCGGUUUGGUUACUUUCAGCACCAAGUCCUCUGUUACACAGAAGAUCACCCACGCCGUUGAAAACUUCCGUUACAAACUCAACAACAUAACAGCUGCGGGCGAUACGGCCAUUUGGGACAGCAUUGCUCUCGCACAGGAUCAGCUGCAGGAGUACGCCAAGCAAUACCCAAAUGCGAAGCUGAGAAUCAUAUGCAUCUCCGACGGGGAGGACAACCGAUCCACAAACAAGGCUCAUAGCCUACCGACACGACUACUGCGCGAUGGCAUCGUAGUCGACUCGUUUUGCUUGGGUGCCGGUGUCAACAAUGCCGAUCUCAAGAGAAUUUCGUUCCUGACUGGCGGAUACGUCUUCCAGCCAAAGACUCUGGAAGCAGCUAUGGCGAUCUGUGAGAUGGAACCCGUACUUUCCUUGUCAGAGCGCCCAGAUAGAUCCCACAAAGGUUCUAUCUUUCGUCGCGCUUAUCUCGCAGCCCCCGAUAUUUCCAACUUCCGUGGCGCUGACCUCAUGGGUAAGGUUGAGCAGGUCAGCCGCGACGAGUUUCCAGAUCGCAAGCAGCAUCCACAGCUCGCAGAGUCGUUCGUGGAGCUGGGCCUCUUUAACCGAAGUUCGUCCGUCAGUCGUACCGACAACAAUGUGCGUUUGAGCAGGAUACAUAACGAGAUUCGUAACUCAGGCGCCAAGCCGCAUCCGCACUACGAUGUCUUCAUCUGCGAAUCGAACAUGGGGCUUUGGAAGAUUGUCAUGCAAGGACCGCCCGAUAGUACAUACUCCGGUGGUACUUUCCUCCUUUACUUGGAGAUGGGCGACAAAUACCCGAUGUCGCCACCAGAAGCACGCUUCAUCACGCCCAUCUACCAUCCAAAUAUCAACCGCCAUGGACGUAUCUGCCAUUCGAUUCUAGACCGCAACUGGACACUAGAUACUUCUACCAAAGACGUAAUCGAUACCAUCUACUCACUUCUGCUCGUGCCGGAGUUCAGCGACCCUAUCAACACCGUCGUCACUCUCAACUAUCACUGGGACGAGGUGCAGUUCAAGGAGGAGGCGCAGCGCCACAUCGAGAAGCAUGCAAGCAAGAGCAGGGCUACUUGGCGUAGCGAUAUUGUCGGCUAA
Alternaria triticimaculans is the source of this 4590-nucleotide messenger RNA. RefSeq lists its product as uncharacterized. Gene Ontology annotation, cellular component: nucleus. The record is from RefSeq and is a predicted model, not a curated record. Gene Ontology annotation, biological process: protein polyubiquitination. The transcript is spliced from 4 exons. NCBI's taxonomy places the organism in Eukaryota, Fungi, Ascomycota, Dothideomycetes, Pleosporales, Pleosporaceae. The coding region runs from base 1 to 4590 and encodes 1529 amino acids. Gene Ontology annotation, molecular function: ubiquitin conjugating enzyme activity.